Molecule: messenger RNA, 555 nt
Organism: Pollicipes pollicipes
Lineage: Eukaryota; Metazoa; Arthropoda; Thecostraca; Pollicipedomorpha; Pollicipedidae
Product: cuticle protein CP14.6-like
Exons: 5
Coding region: 1-555 (184 amino acids)
Cellular component (GO): chitin-based extracellular matrix
Molecular function (GO): structural constituent of chitin-based larval cuticle
Source: RefSeq, a predicted model, not a curated record
AUGGCGGCCCCCGCUCUGCAGAUGCUGCCGCUGCUGCUGCUGAGCCUGACAGUCCCGCCGGCCAGCCCGGCGGCGCUGGUCAACAAGCAGCGACAGAGCCCCGCCGAUACCCAGAGCACGUCCGAGGCAGACGCGCGCAUCAUCAACUACCAGGGCGAGAGCUACCAGGACGGAUACCACUUCCAGUUCGAGACCACCAACGGCAUCAAGCGCGAGGAGGUGGGCAAGAUCUAUAGCGGCCCCAACAACGAGACAGGCGUGCUGGCAACCGAGGGCCGCGUGCACUGGACCGCCCCGGACGGCAUGCGCAUCGAGAUGCACUGGCACGCCGACGAGAACGGCUUCCAGCCCAGGGGCGUACACAUGAGGUCCAACCACUGGCAUCCCGUACCCGAGCUGCCCCCCCAGGUCAAGCGCCUGAAGAAGCUGCUCGGGCCGCAGAAGACGAAGGCAGAGAGGCUGCGGCUGAGCCGACAGAGACUGAUCGAGCGCGUGAGGAAGCUGGCUCCGGGGACGUCUGAGCAGGAGAAGACGGCCGAGAGGGCGUCCUUUUGA